CACACAAAAGAUUGGAAAGAAAACUUAUUUGGCAAAUUUCAUGAAGUUUUUUUCACCUUAAAGACUGUAUACAGUGUUUUGCGUCUUAUAUUUAUAAAAUAAACAAUUAUAUUGUGAUGCUGAGUGUGGAAAAUAGCACAAAAAAUUAAUAUUCGUUUUGCGAGCUGUUGAGUCCUGAAAGUUAAGACGUGAAAAUGUCUUUCGUGCGCACCUCGACGGGUGGUAAUGAGUCGGUGCAUAAAUUUGUGGAGGCCCUGCGGGCUGACUUUAAAACGCUUUCCACGGAAACGAAAAAAAAGUAUCCAUUAAUAAAAGAGUCAUGCGAAGAGGCUAUUUCAAAAUUGAGUGCCGCUAGCAAUAACCAACAAACUUCUGUAUAUUACACUGUGAACCAAAUUUUGUAUCCACUUGUGCAAGGAUGUGAAACCAAAGACCUGAAAAUUAUUAAGUAUUGUCUGGGCAUGAUGCAGCGGCUUAUCACCCAGCAGGUUGUUGACCAAAAAGGCGCACGCUACAUAACGGAUGCAUUGUGGAUGCUUAUGGAAAAUAACAUCGAAGAGGUAAAGGUUUUGCAAACAGUUACACUUUUGUUGACCACCAACACCGUUGUACACGGCGAAACAUUAGCCAAAUCUUUGGUAUUAUGUUUUCGACUACAUUACACCAAGAACUCAACGAUUGUCAAUACAGCGGGUGCCACGAUUCGACAACUUGUUUCACUGGUGUUUGAACGUGUCUAUUUAGAAAAGGAUUCGGUGGCCACAUUACAGGGCGCCACUCAAAAUGCCAACAAAGAAUUGGUGGAUGGUGACAACAGUGGAGGGGCUAGUACCGAAAUUCAAACCUUUGCUGCGGAUGCAUUUUUCUUGUUUCAAGAUCUCGUGCAGCUUGUGAAUGCUGAUCAACCGUACUGGCUAAUUGGAAUGACAGAAAUGACGCGCACCUUUGGUUUAGAAUUACUCGAGGCGGUGUUAACGAAUUUCAGCGCUGUGUUUCAUGAGAAUAAUGAUUUCCGUUUGUUGCUAAAAGAGCGUGUUUGUGCGUUAGUCAUUAAACUCUUCUCACCGAACGUGAAGCAUCGUCAAGUGCCGGCUCCUAACAAUGGCAAUACUGCGGUGCCCAAUGACAAACCCUAUUUCCCAAUCAGCAUGCGUUUAUUGCGUUUAGUAGCCAUACUAAUACAGAAGUAUCACACAAUAUUGGUUACCGAAUGUGAAAUUUUUCUAUCAUUGAUCAUAAAAUUUCUUGAUCCUGAUAAGCCGCACUGGCAGCGCGCCUUAGCUUUGGAAGUCAUUCACAAACUUGCCACAAAACCUAAUUUGAUUGCAUUCUUCUGCAAGUCCUAUGAUCUAAAAAAUCAUGCCACUAAUAUUGUACAUGAUAUGAUCUCAGCAUUGGCCACAUAUGUGCGUUAUUCAUUAAUAAACGCAGUUGCUUUACAAACCGGACAGCCUCCAGCCACCAAUCAAAAUAAUCCCACAGCUGCACAUAAUUCAGGCAAUCAGUGUGGAUUCAUGUUCCGUGGCGUUUACUUAUCGCUAGUAGCCACCUUUCCGCCGGGUGUGGCGAAAGCUGUCUAUUUGGAGAUGCUCGACAAGCUGGAGGCACCCAACAUUCCAGAUAGUUAUGGUGUCUCCGUAGCUUAUGCGAUACUCUUGGACAUAACACGCUCUAUUGGAGGUGUAAUACAACGAACACCGGAAAUGCAACAGCCAACUCACAACUCCACGCUCAUUACUGAGGAAGAGCACAAACCGCUGUGCUUGCAAUUAAUCAACUCUAGUUGGGCUGGACUACUUUUAGCAUUCGUGCCGUUAAUAGAUGCUUCAAUCGAUGAGGCUACAACGGAUAAUAUCUUGAAAGCUAUGCAAAAUUAUGCUGCGCUCUGUGGCAUGCUGGACUUACUGGGACCACGUGACGCUUUCAUAAUGUCCAUAUGUCGUGCCUCUUUUCCACCGCACUAUGCAGCGGCAAUAUUUGCGAACAAUGCACAUAUGGAAGCAGAUUUGCGAGGUCAUGCGCGCAGCAACAGUCAAGAUUUAAACAACCAGUUUAUGAAUACUUGUAACGAGAGUGAAUUUCGUCAGCAAAUUGUGGCCGUGGGCACGCCUUUGCCAAGCGCUUCCUUGCCGCACAGUGUAAUGCAAGCGCCCGUCAUGCUGACUACAAAAAAUCUGCAAUGUAUGCGCGCUAUUCUGUUUUUAGCACGCAGCAAUGGCAGCAUACUGGGCACCUCCUGGCAUAUUGUGCUGCAGACCCUGCAACAUUUAGUAUGGAUUUUGGGCUUAAAACCCUCCACUGGCGGCAGUUUGCAAGCUUUUCCAAAACCUGCCGUCGAGGCAAAUGUGGGCAUACAGACUGCCGUCAUGGCCGAUUUGCCAGUAUUGUCACAAAUGUUAAGUCAACUCUUUGAAUCUAGCCAGUAUUUGGACGAUGUAGCACUACAUCAUCUAAUCGAUGCAUUAUGUAAAUUAUCCCACGAAGCUAUGGAGCUCGCUUAUGCGAACAGGGAACCCUCCUUGUUCGCUGUCGCAAAACUACUUGAAACCGGCCUUGUGAAUAUGCCACGCAUUGAAGUUUUAUGGCGUCCACUCACUAAUCACUUACUGGAGGUAUGCCAGCAUCGUCACAUACGCAUGCGUGAGUGGGGCGUGGAAGCAAUUACUUAUUUGGUGAAGUCUGCACUGCAGUUUAAACACACUGUACCACUAAAGGAAAAUAUGGAGCUGCAAACAAUGCUGCUGAGCCCACUGUCGGAGCUCUCCACUGUAAUGCACGCAGAUGUGCGCCAACGGCAACUUGACUGUGUGCUACAGAUUCUUAAUGGUGCAGGAGAAAUAUUGUCAUUCGGUUGGCCGGCAAUAAUUGAGAUCAUUGGCGCAGUAAAUGAUCAUCAUGGCGAGCCUUUGAUACGCACCGCAUUCCAGUGUCUUCAGUUGGUGAUUACAGAUUUUCUGACUGUAAUGCCUUGGCGUUGCCUGCCGCUAUGCAUAAACACCGCCGCCAAAUUUGGAUCGCAAACGCAAGAGUUGAAUAUAUCGCUAACUGCUAUUGGUUUAAUGUGGAACAUUUCUGAUUUCUUUAAUCAAAAUCAAGAGAAAUUGAUGUCGGCGCAAGUGGACGAUGGCGCUAUAUUACCUGAUUUUCCAGGCACUGUGAAAAUGCCACAAUUCGACAAACUCUGGAUGUGUUUGUACGCCAAAUUGGGGGAACUGUGUGUCGAUUUGCGGCCCGCAGUACGCAAAUCAGCCGGCCAAACACUCUUCUCAACCAUUUCUGCACAUGGUAGUUUGCUGAAUCCACCCACAUGGCAGGCUCUGGUUUGGCAAGUCCUAUUUUCGCUGCUGGACAAUGUGCGGGCGCUCUCCAGUUCGGCUAGCAAUGAGAAAGUGGACGCCAGCGGUAAUAUCCUCAUUCACCAUUCACGCAAUACUGCACAAAAACAAUGGGCAGAGACACAGGUUUUAACGCUCUCUGGCGUGUGUAGGGUAUUCAAUACCAAGCGUGAAUUGUUGCAAAUGUUGGGUGAUUUUGAUCGCGCUUGGUCGCUGGUCUUGGAGUUCAUUCAAAAUGCUGCCUUGAGUAAAAAUGGCGAAGUAUCCUUGGCGGCGCUUAAAUCAUUGCAAGAAAUUAUGUACCAUAACACAGAGAAAUCGGUUCCACUUACAGAUGAGGACACAACACGCGUUAAAGAUGAUGAGAUUUGGACGAUUGCAUGGAAUAUUUGGCUUAAUAUUGGUAUUGAGAGCACAAAGAUCACAACGAAGAACAACGACACCCAAGAGGAAUUUUAUAUACCCAGUCAAGCAUUUUUAACAGCGUUAAUACAAAUUUUCCCAGCGAUUUUCCAACACAUACAACAAAGAUUCACUUUGGAUGACUUUGAAAAAUUCUGUAUUGUGCUGACAAACGCAGUUUGUAUACCCGUGCAAACUGAUGCCGUUCCCUAUAUAAUGUCGUCUGUGUCGGACUCACUGCUAACGCCAUUACAUGAUGGUAUACUAGAUUGCAUGGAUCUCAUCCAAAAGGAGGCCACCAAGGACGGUUCCAAUUUGAAACACAUGAUUCCUGUUAUAUUCCGUCAAUUACUUGUGUUCAGUAAGUUUGCUUGCGCCCCACCUGCCUACGCCGGAGUCGAACACAAGUACGUCAAAACAUCGAAUCAUUACACAAACAACGCUUCGGUGGAAAUGGUUAGCAUGAAUUUCAUACCCUUUGGUGAGAAGUCGAUAAGCAUAUGCGUGAAAUUGUAUCAGAGUACCGCCACAGAGGAGUGUGUAAUGCAGGAAAACAUAUUACAUGAAAUCAUCAAGGCGCUCCGCACGCCACUCUCCAUGAAGUACAAAUGUCUGUCGUCCAGCACAUGGAAAUUGGCCAUUUCGAGUUUGAUUACUAUACUACACACUGGUUUGAAGGUGGCACGUGCUAAAGCCAACUUUUUUACGGGCAUGUGGGAUGAUUUGGCUGACACACUGGAUAAAUUUCUCUUUCCCGCAAGCGUUUGUACUAUAGAAGAUCGUGGCCUUGAAGAAAUUGUGCUGGACGAAACAAUUGAUUGCCAGGUCAUCGAACUGUUGCGUGACGAAGUAUUGCCGCACGCACACGAAAUGCCACAUCAAUUUAUAAUGCAAAUUGUUGUGCUACUCAACAAAGGCUCCAUACAUUCCGCAUCCGACUCGAAUAUUUGCUAUGAAUCUGACUGGAAAUUACGUGAAAUAUUCGCAAAGACAUGCUUCGAGACGCUGCUACAGUUCUCACUAUUAGACGAUACUUGCAAUAAUAAUCGGAAUAGUUUAACGGCAACGUCUGCAGCGGUAGCAGGCGUUAACGCGUCGUUGAAUUCCAAUGUUUUCACAAAUAUGUCUGGUGGAGGUGGCAAGGAUUUUGCUGGCCGCUUGGCGGUGACGGCUUUGCUACAUCGAUUCCAAGAAGUCUUGAAGAGAUUCAAUGACGACGAACGGCAGAGUGGGAAAUGCCCAUUACCUAGAUUCCGCCUCUCGGAAAUUUCCUUCGUACUUAAGGCCAUUGCUACAUUGGUGAUAUCGAUGAAAAAAGCACCACCAACUAAAGUAAACAAACCAGCGUGGGAUCAGCUAAUUGGUUUAUAUCCCUAUCUCGUCGAUUGCACUACGACCACAUCACCCGAAGUGUCGCGUUCAUUGCGUGAAGCGCUGCUACAAUACACAGAUCUGCUGCAGCCACCAAAGUGUCUAAAUACUGAAACCGCAAAUGCAGUGAAACUACAAAACGCAACGCAAUCAAAUGGCCAAGAGUAAAAAUGGAAUGGAAAUAAAUCCGACGAUUAGACUCGUCAAUUCAAUGACGUUUAUGGGACUUUUACAAUGACACUUGCAAGUGUAUAAACAUAAAAGUUUAAUAUUUAUUUUGAGCAUAACUAAAUGAAUACACCAACUAAACAUACAGUUAUACAUACAUCUAUACAUAUUCGAUAAAUUUAAAAUAUUUAAAUUACCUACUCUAUUACAUUCUAUUUUGUUGGCAUAUGCACACGCAUCCAUAUAUUCGAGUGUUUUUCUGGCUAUAUGUGUAUGUGUAUGCACAUAUGUGUGCAUGUUCGUGCUAACCAAUGUAACGCAUAAUGCGAAAUUGCAAUAUUGUACCUUUAAAAUAAAAUGGCUAAAUGCAAAGCAAAUUUAAAUUGCCAGCGGUGCAUAUACUAUAUACUAUUUUCUAUCUACAUACAUAUUUAUUAUUGCAUUUUUGGCAAGUUGUGUUUGUUCAGUUACCUUUUUGUUUUCAUUGUUUAGUUUUUGUUUGUGAAUUUUUACAGCAUCUAAAUCUUAUUUUUUUAUACAUAUUUGUUUAUUUUUACUUUGUAUUAUAGCAUUGAAGUAUAAAGCAGAAAAAUUCGAAAUGCAAAAGCGAGCUAUUACCUAUGAAAUAUUUACUAUACAACUAAUUAUAUUUAGAGAUCUUUGUAGUGAACGUUUUUAAUAAGAUGAAAUCGAAAAAAAAACAAAAAAAAAAUAUUGAUAAUAGCAUAUACACAAUAUCUUGUCCUAUUGUACUUUCAGCCAUUGAUAAAAUAAUAAAACAAAGUAUUAGAUAUAGAAAAACAAGAGCAAAAUA
Messenger RNA from Anastrepha obliqua, 6090 nucleotides. It is a transcript of the gene mon2, whose product is annotated as protein MON2 homolog. The record is from RefSeq and is a predicted model, not a curated record. The coding region runs from base 195 to 5276 and encodes 1693 amino acids. Lineage: Eukaryota; Metazoa; Arthropoda; Insecta; Diptera; Tephritidae. The transcript is spliced from 22 exons.